CAUUGUUGAUGUUCCAUGUUGUAGAUAGUGGAGGAGAUCGUGGCAGGCAUCGUAGAAAAGAUUCCUCGGCCUUUCAACAUUCAGGACGUGAUGGAAAUGUUCCCGGUGCUCUAUGAAGAGUCCAUGAACACAGUGCUCAUCCAGGAGGUCAUCAGAUACAACAAUCUGCUGGCGGUCAUCUCUCAGAGUCUCGGAGACAUCGUGAAGGCUCUGAAAGGUUUGGUGGUGAUGUCGUCUGAACUGGAGCUCAUGGCCAGCAGCCUGUUCAUCAACGUGGUGCCCGAUAUGUGGAAAGCCAAGGCCUACCCGUCCCUGAAGCCUCUGGCAUCCUGGGUGUCAGACCUGAUUCUGAGGAUCAAUUUCCUGCAGAAAUGGAUCUGUGAUGGCAUUCCACCUGUUUUCUGGAUUAGCGGCUUCUUCUUCCCGCAGGCUUUCCUCACAGGAACGCUCCAGAACUACGCCCGCCGCUCUGGCAUCUCCAUCAACACAAUUGGAUUUGACUUUGAGGUCAGACAGUGAGAUGUUUGUCUGACAGUGCUUUUGUAACUAUUUUUUCACUACUAGCUAAACUACAGCACUACAUGUUUUCAGCAAUAAUAUAUCAUUUAUACAAACACACCAAAUCUU
This is a messenger RNA of Trematomus bernacchii (emerald rockcod), 627 nucleotides long. Its product is annotated as dynein heavy chain 1, axonemal-like. Bases 91 to 519 code for a protein of 142 amino acids. Lineage: Eukaryota; Metazoa; Chordata; Actinopteri; Perciformes; Nototheniidae. The transcript is spliced from 3 exons. The record is from RefSeq and is a predicted model, not a curated record. Gene Ontology annotation, biological process: microtubule-based movement. Gene Ontology annotation, cellular component: dynein complex. Gene Ontology annotation, molecular function: dynein intermediate chain binding; minus-end-directed microtubule motor activity; dynein light intermediate chain binding.